AUAACACAUCUCUAAAUCGUACUGUUCGCGCCGAUCGCAAAGAGCUGUUUGGAAUGUUGUGAAAUUUAUUGUUUUGUAUUAUCGUAGUCCUUUUUUUGUGUGUCUUGAUAAAUGGAUGAGAAGCGCUACCUGAAGCGCAAGGAAAAGGCGCGAAUCGAUGGCAAUCGAGAUCAGGUGGCUAUAUCGUGCAACCAGUUGGGCGACUUCUACAACCAGCUCGGAAAAUACAACGAUGCGGUCAGGGAAUAUGUCCAGGAGGCCCAGAUAUAUGCCUCCAUGGGCAAGGAGCUGGAGACGGCGAAGGCCAAGCGGAUGGUAGGCGAGAUGUACACCCUGCUCUGUGAUUACGAUGCGGCCAAGGAUCACAUCAACGAUUAUCUGAAGAUUGCCAAGCGGUUAAAGAACCAAGUGGAGGAACAGCGGGCAUAUGCUACGCUAGGAAGAGUGCAUCUGCUACAUGGACAAAGUCUGGCAGACAGUUCCGCUUCUGGAGCAAUGGAGCAACUGAAGCUGGCGGAGAAGAGCUUCCUUCGCAGUCUACUUCUCAUUAAAGAGCUUUCGGGUCAGAUAUCAAAACUGGAACAACUUGACAUGCAAGCUCGCUGCUACCUGAACAUCGGCGUGGUGAAGGAGCACAUGGAGGCUUUCCAAGAAUCAAUCGAAUACAUCGAAAAAGCCAUCAAGAUCAGCAAAACGCAUGAACUGUGGGAUCUGACCCACUUGUGCUACAUUUCGAUGAGCUUGCUCUUCAACUGCAAAAAGAAUGAUGCAACUUCGGCUCUUCGUUUCUGCAAUAUGGCUUUGGAGGUGGCCAAACGGCUGCCCAACAAGGUAAAAAAGAUCUGCGAGACACUGAUUACCAAAGCGGAAAUCCUGAUCAAGGCGGGUGACUUUGCCAGCGCCAAGCAAAUUCUUACCAAGGCCUACAAGAAAAACACGCCGGAUGAGAACGAUCGCGCGAGUAUCGAGAAGCAAUUGAGGAUUGUGGUGAAGAUUUGCCAAACGCUAGAUGAGUUGGUACUCACUAGCUCCGUGGACUACGGCAAGUUGAAGGGUUUGUACGAGAAACUGGGCGAUGGUUGCUGCCAUCUGAUGAACUACGAAAGUGCUCUGACCUAUUACCAAAAGAUGUUGGAGAGUGCAGAACUGAAUCAGGAGAGCGGUAAAAGCCUGGUGCCCAUCUACGUAAGUCUCUAUCAGACUUAUCGAGAUAGCGGGCAGUUCGACAAGGCCUUGGAAUAUUUGUGGAAGGAGUAUGAGUUGAACCAGGAUGUUCCCUCGGAGGCCUUCACCACACUUUGCACCAUUGCCGAAAUAUGUGAGCAGCAGUCACAUCCCUUUUGGACUAUCCACGACAUCUACCAAAAGGCCUUGCGCCAAGCCGAGAAAGCUGGCAGCUCAUCUGAAAAACUAGAGAAGAUUGCAAUGGUAAGAUUAAGACGCCUAAUGACAAAGCACAAUAUGCAAGUGUUAGUUGAAAACCUAGAAGCGGAUGCCACAGCCAAGGGCAUUGAUUUGGACCAGGAGGAAAGCCUGGGAGACGAUGAUGAGGAUGCCGAAGCUGGCGGCGCUGCUGUGCAGCAAAAUACUCCCGACUGGGAUGACGACUUUGACCUGACCACUCUAACCGACUCGGAUGCGAGUGAUCUGGAUGAGAGCGAGAAGCCGCGUCCCCAAAGAACAACACGUGGAAGCCGAACUCUAGUCAUCAAGAAGAACAAUAAGGGCGAAACGCAAUUGCAUCAGGCGUGCAUAUCCGGAAAUCUCGAGUUAGCCAGACGACUUAUCGAGCAGGGUCACACGGUGAAUGUGCGGGAUCACGCUGGCUGGCUGCCACUGCACGAGGCCGCAAACCAUGGUUAUCGUGAGAUCGUGGAGCUCCUCCUGGACAAAGGAGCGGCAUCUGCGAUCAACGACAAAGGCGGCACCAGUUGCGAUGGCAUUACUCCCCUGUUCGACGCCUGCUCUAAUGGGUUUCUCGAUGUGGCCGAACUCCUGCUAGAUCGUGGGGCGGAUGCCACUGUGCGAACGGAUUACAACGAAACCUGCAUCGCUGGCUUGGACAAGUGGCGCCAGUCAGCGCGACUGGUGGAUGGCGAGCAGGCACAGUACGCCCAACUGCGAGAGCGCCUCCUUCGCACGCUUUCCAAGGUGGGCAUCUGCAGUGAUCGGAAUGCCCGCCCUCUGACCAAUGCCAAUGUAAAAAGGGCUAGCACAGAAGAAAGCGGCAGCGUAUCCGAGGAAGAGGAUGAAGAGGAGGCCCUUCAAGAGAGCAAUCGACGAUCUCUCAGUCACAACCGUUCGGGAAGUGAAUAUGGAGUUAAGAAAUCUGGUAGCUCCACCCAACCAAGUGCCAGCAAGGAAUACAGGAGUGUUAUGGCACAGCUAAAAAGACCAAAUCGCCUAAGCGAUGAUCCUCCUUGUAACAGCGCUUCCAGCAAACAAAAACGCAACGCCUUUCUGAACGAAGACGAGGUGGAUGCCGAUAACUGGCUCAUCGAUGAUGUGGGUCCGGAACGUAAACGAAAGCGCAUCAACUCGGGAGACUUUAAUAUCCGUCCGGCCAAGGAGAAUUUUCAGGACUCUGCCUUGUCGCUGCAGGCAAACUGGGAAGAUGAUCUUCUCCAGGCCACGCCUGAGACGGAUUACUCGCAGCGGCAGAAGCAAAUGCGUAAGCUUACCCUCUCCCGCUCCUCCAGUAUGAGUAGCAACCAUAGCAGUUCAGCUGCUCCUCCUCGAAGAAAGCAUCAAGCAACGCUGAUGGACAGCGGCUUCAGUCGCUUCCGCAGCGAGAGUCCCCUUGGCAGUGAGUCCUCGCAUGAUGGCACCGCAUCUGUGAUUAGUCUACGUACCAUUGAACCAGACUCCACCACGAGCACUAUUCAACUACUCAUCUCUCCGUCCAAAUCGUCACCUAUUAAAGUACAAACUACUACCGCGUUGGCUACCACUGUCUCCUUUAAAGUUAAAGUGCAGGAUGAGCUGCUAUUAGUUCCCAUCGAACGCAAGAAACUCCAGGAUAUUAACAUACGCUGGCUGGCUGAGGAAGCUGGAAGGCGCUAUAACAAGUUGACAGGCCUAACACCGCUCCUGCGUCUCAAAACUGCUGAUGGUUUCGCCUACGAGGAAAUGGAUCCUGUGAGUGUGGCUCUCGAGCAGAAUAUGCUAAUGGCAACUAUUCUAGACUGGAAAAUAUCCCCGCUUUCGCAACGAUAUGAGGAAAUGUGUCAUCAAGUGCAGAAGCCUGUGGACAACAAGGUUAAGCUGCUUUUAGAGCGUUCGCAAAACACACUAAUGUUGGAGCUCUCUGGCUUGUGGAUGAGGGCACAAAAAACUGAACCGAUAUUUAAAGCACUUCUCCAUCAAGCGCGUUUAACGGUUUUGGAUCUCUCGCGAAACUUUAUUGGUGACGAGGGGUGUCAACAGUUGGCCAAGUCACUGCCCACAUUACUCCAACUCAAGGCACUCCGAUUGCAAUGCAAUGGAAUUGGAUCCCAGGGAUUGGAUGCCCUGCUCUACGUUCAAGGCAUUGAGAAACUGGAGUUCUUGGAAGAGCUAAACCUGAGCCAGAAUCCGCUGGGCAAUGCAAGCCUUAGGAUACUCCACAGAUUUUGUGAAAGUCCCGCUGGUCGAGCUCUUACAUUCCUAAGCAUUGCUCAAUGUGAUCUGACAGAGCUGCAGGAUUUCGACUUGGGUUUCAACCAAAUGACGCGAUUUGACAUUAGCUUUAACCAGCUUAGCCAGCAAAGUGUGCGCCGAUUAACGGAUCAGUUGAAUAGUUGCCGCCUGGAGCACUUAAAUUUCAGUUAUGUCCGAUGGCCGCUAGACGAGGCUAGUGGAUUUGCUUUGGGCGAGCGAUUGGUUUCCCUUCUGGAAGGCGGCACGUGUGAACGAUUUGUCCGUGUGGAACUCGCUGGUUGCGGAUUGAAUGAUGCGCACCUGUACAAGAUUAGCCAGCACCUGGCCAAAGCCACUCAACUGCAAUGGCUGGAUAUCAGUGAUAAUGUAGGAUUAAGUGGAACAGCCCUUGGAUAUUUACUUGAUGAACUUCCGCAAUUGCGGACGCUCUUGGCCACGAACUGUACAAAUCUUUUGGACGACACCCGCAUCCAGAAAAUCGAACAACAGAAGCAGCUGCCCAGGCGCUUGGAUCUAACCGUUGACGAGCAGGUGUUCUCCAUGCCUGGUGUUCUGGAGACCCUGGAGUCCAUUUGGCAGCUGCAAUUUGGCGACAAGGCCAAGAUGUUAACCACAUCAAACAGACGGAAAAGUGGCAGGCGAUACAAGGGACUCCUCAGGCUUUUGGCUGACGGAAACGAUGCGGAAUUAUGAAGUCUCAUCAUGUAUAGAAUCUUUUCAUUAUGUUUUGUGUCCAAAGUAUUUUUUAUUGUUUGACAAUCAUAAAGCAAAUCUGAGUACA
Drosophila ficusphila is the source of this 4420-nucleotide messenger RNA. RefSeq names its product tonsoku-like protein. The coding region runs from base 112 to 4332 and encodes 1406 amino acids. Gene Ontology annotation, molecular function: protein binding. The record is from RefSeq and is a predicted model, not a curated record. The transcript is spliced from 5 exons. Lineage: Eukaryota; Metazoa; Arthropoda; Insecta; Diptera; Drosophilidae.